Molecule: messenger RNA, 2817 nt
Organism: Ostrinia nubilalis (European corn borer)
Lineage: Eukaryota; Metazoa; Arthropoda; Insecta; Lepidoptera; Crambidae
Product: protein O-mannosyl-transferase TMTC2-like
Exons: 5
Coding region: 1-807 (268 amino acids)
Biological process (GO): protein O-linked glycosylation via mannose
Cellular component (GO): endoplasmic reticulum membrane
Molecular function (GO): protein binding; mannosyltransferase activity
Source: RefSeq, a predicted model, not a curated record
AUGGCGGACGGCCGACUGGCCGAAGCAGCGAGCGCGCUGCGCGCCGGCUCCCGCGCAGAAGGCGUGAGAGUUCGCGACAGAAGAGAACAUGAAUCAGCGCGCGUGUCCGCUUUGGUCCAGCUGGCCGCGCUGCAUUCUCAGAGGGGUCACUGGCACAAAGCGCUGUCAGCGUAUAAAGAAGCGCUGCAGAUUCUACCAGACACGAACGCGCCUAUCGUCGGAUGGACGCGGCAUAACGUGUUGUCAAUGGCUGGCGAGAUCUACGUUCAGCUGCAGCAGUGGCCGCAGGCUGAACAUAGCAUAUUGUCAGCGAUAGCAAUUGCGCCGGACCACGUGGAAACGCACCUCACACUGGCACAAAUACUCGCGAGAAACACGAGUAGGUCCAUGGAGGCAGAGAUGUGGUUCAAAAAGGCGUUAAUGUUAGCGCCGAACGACCCUUCGGUGCGGGAUCAGUUCGGUAUGUUCCUAAGAUCACAGCGAAGGCUACGCGAGUCAGCAGACCAACUCGUAGCAGCAGCGAAAUUAGCGCCGACUGACAGCGCUCGGGCUUCGUCCGCUGCGCGAGCGCUGCGGGACGCGCGCCGCUGUAGAUCUGCCGAGCGCUGGUACGCCAGAGCAGUGCAAUUAAAGCCCGAGGACGCAGAAUACCACUCAAACCUCGGUGCGAUUCUCCACCUUAACGGCAAGUACGCAGCCGCCGCCUCGUCAUACCGGAGGGCGCUGCAGCUCCAACCAAACGAUGAGAUCACCAUCACCAACCUGAAGAGAGUCAGGACCCUCAUGGGCAAGCAGCGGAGGAAAUAAGUUAAGUUUUGCGGAAUGUUGUAACGAUGCUCCUUUGUUUCCUAUAGCUGGACCGGGAAUUUCUUCGAAAACUAAUAAAAUAAAUUAAAACAUAAAUCAAAACAGAACUUUUUCAACGGAGCCUUUCAAGGCAAGAGUGAAUAGGCAAUUACAGGGCAGAUGUUUACCAUCCUAAACUGCAUCUCACUUAACACCAGGUGAGAUUGCGGUCAAAUACCUGCCUUGUUCUGCAUAAAUAAUCUCCAAAACUUUCAGGAUCGGUCCAAGAUCUCAUUAGUGAUUCCUAAACUUUAACAAAUAAAUUUAAAAAAAUCACUGAUCACUGAACAAGUUGUUCUGUUACGUAGUUAUGGAAUUUAUUAAAUAACACAUUGCUGCAAAUCUCAAACGGAGCGUGUAACUCCGCUAACUCAGCGGUGACCUACUUCCAGACCUAUAUCCAGUUUAGAGAUGAAUUUAAUGAUAUUAAAGUUAAUAUAAAUACUUUGUAACGUUUUAUGAAGUCCUAUUUCAACCUUUUGCUAACUUUGAAGUGAGAGCUGAAUAUUAAAAUGUUUCUUGACGUCCAAAUAUUGGAAACAAAGAAAGCAAAAACAGUACGUCAAUUGCCAAAACUAUUGAUAGCUUUCAAAGACGGUGUUGUUAUCAUAAAAAAUACCAAAAUAUUUUCCAGCUUUUUAUAAGUCUAAACAUUCCCUUUUGCUUAAAUUUCUAAUGUUUUAAAUACGAUAUAACAUGGUUAUUGUUAAAUUUAUGUUGAUUAAAUAAUAAUAUGAAUAAAACGGAAUUAAAAUGUUUGUAAAUCCAAUUUUUUAUGACACAUGAAAUCAUGUUGUCUUGUUACUAAAAUAUUAUAAUAAUGAAAAUUACUGGAAACAUCCAUAACUUUUCGUGAAUUUAACUAUCACAACAUACUUGGUUAAAAUGUGUACAUUUUAAUUCAAUUAUAUUAUUAUGUAAGUAACUGAUCAGGAAUUGCGUUAAUAUUAAGAGCCAUUUUACAUUUUCGUGCGAAAUUCUAAGAUUUUGGAAGCAUGAAUUACUAUCUUAAGCAACACCCAGAGAUUAUUUAAUAACUGCGAAAGAUAGGUCAAUCCUUGGUGUUGACCAUUAAUGAAACGGAUUUACUAAAAUUCUUUUGCUUAAUUCACAGUGCCCCAUCUCCCACAACCAUUUUACGGAAAAAUUGCCGCAGACUCAUUUUCAAAGUCCUGUAUCUAUUAUUUAUGCUCAUAUAAUAAGCUUAAAAAUAUAUAGUAAUCAUCGGACAUAUAUUCUUGUAGUCCAUUAAUGAAAUAGAUUCUUGAAUUUCAUUACCAUUAUUGAGUAAAAUCUAAAAAUAUUUUGGCAAAUUUGAAGAUUAACGUCACAUUUUGAUCGUGGUUUUUGGUUUAAUAACACAGCAAUAACUGCAAUAAAAGUAUCCCAAAAUAAAUAAUAUUCAUUGUAGAAUUGAUUUCUACAGUUAUUGUUUAAAUAUUAGUAACCACUUUGUCAAAAUAUUGAUGUGAAUAUCAGUAUAAAUUACAAUGCGCAAGCCGACAUCGAUUAGUAUGGCGCGAGCGCCCGUCAAGGCAGGACCUGUGUCAUUUUUCCCGCCGUGACGUUUACGUGCGUUCGUGUCGUAAAGCGGUGAUUUGUACGGCGACCAAAUACAUUUGAUACUAUGCCGAGAGGCUGUUUCGAGUCGGCCGGCCGAGCAGAAAUUGAAAUGAUGAAUUUUAAUUUCUUUGACGGAUCUGGGUGUAACUAUGUAUAAUAUGUAGGUACCAUGUAUUUAAUUUAAUAAAUAAAUUAUAAAAAAAUAUAUCCAUCCAUUAUGCUAGCACCCUUAACACAAGCAUAUUGGUUGCCUACUUUUGGACUAGAUGGCGCUGUGAAAUUGUUCAAAGAUUUGUUUAUUUAUUUAUCCGCUUUGAGUUUUGUUUCGUGAAGAAAAAAAAGAAGCGUUUUGUUUCGAGAGGGAAGCUUUGUUGUUAAAUCUAUAGUAAUAAAAGAGGAAAGAUUUGA